Melopsittacus undulatus (budgerigar) is the source of this 3630-nucleotide messenger RNA. Its product is annotated as epiplakin-like. Gene Ontology annotation, cellular component: membrane; cytoplasm; keratin filament. The record is from RefSeq and is a predicted model, not a curated record. Bases 128 to 3499 code for a protein of 1123 amino acids. Gene Ontology annotation, biological process: intermediate filament bundle assembly; wound healing. The transcript has 2 exons. Lineage: Eukaryota; Metazoa; Chordata; Aves; Psittaciformes; Psittaculidae. Gene Ontology annotation, molecular function: structural molecule activity; keratin filament binding.
GCAGCAGGAGGAGCAGGAGGAAGAGGAGGAGGAGGAGGACCAGAGCCUGCUGGGAUUCAGCUGCCCUGGAUACAUGUCCAGCAGACAAACCUGGUGCCCGCAGUAGCAGAGCUGUUCCCCAGAGUCAAUGCAGAAGAUGAGUGGACCCUCUCAGGACAAUAAGUCAACUGACAUGGGAAGUAACCUGGUUGAGGAUGAGCACAAAGAGAGGGGUGUUGGUGGGAGCAGCUUCAUAGCUGGAGUCUUCCUCCAGUCCAUGAGUAAGAAGAUGAGUAUCUAUGAUGCCAUGAUAAGGGGGCUGCUGACACCUGGCACAGCCCUGGUGCUGCUGGAGGCACAGGCUGCUUCAGGGCUCCUCACUGACCCCGUGAGGAACCAGAAGCUGUCGGUGGAAGAGGCGUUGAUGGAGGGACUCAUCGGCAGUGACUUCUAUGAGAAGCUGCUGUCGGCCGAGGGAGCUGUCACCGGCUACACGGAGCCUUACACAGGUGAUCGCAUCUCCCUGUUCCAGGCCAUGCAGAAGGAGCUCAUCGUGAAGGAGCAUGCUGUCCGUCUGCUCGAGGCCCAGAUCGCCACCGGCGGCAUCAUUGACCCCAUGCACAACAACCGCAUCUCGGUGGAAGCAGCCCAUGAGUGUGGGUACCUUGACCAGGAGAUGUGUCAGUUCCUUUCUAACCCCAAGAACCAAACAAGAAGCUGCUUUGACCCCAACACCCACGAGAACCUCACCUACACACAGCUCCUGCGCCGCUGCCUGCCCGACCCGGACACGGGGCUGCUGAUGCUCCAUGUGAUGGACAAGGGCUCUGUGGUCCAUCAGCUCAGCAGAGAUGCUCGGAAAGCCCUUCAGGCCACCCGCACUACAGUCAGUGUGGGGCUGUUCCAGGGGCAGAGCAUCACCCUCUGGGAGCUGCUGUUCUCCCGGUACGUGCCCGAGCAGCAGAGAGAGGAGCUGCUGAGGAAGUACAAGUCAGGGACAGUCACCAUCCCAGAGAUGAGCACCCUCCUCACCACCAGCAUCACUGGGGCAGGAAGGAACAAUGAGCAUCUGAGCUCAUCCACAGUUACAGCCAACAACAAGGUGGGAGCAUCACACCCAUCACAACCAGCUCAGGACAUGCACUCCCAAGAGCAACAGCUGAGAAAGUCCCUCAAGUCUGCAACCGUCUAUGUCACUGCUGGUGAAUUCCAGGGGCAAAAGGUUUCCUUGCUGGAUCUGCUCUUUUCCAGACAUAUCCCACAAGGGAGGCGGCAGGAGCUGCUGGAGCUGUACAGAGCAGGGAUACUGACCACAGAACAAGUGGCCAUGGUGGUCACCACCAUCAUAAACAGAACUGCAGCUGCUAAUGCCACACUUAGGGCCGGUGCCAGAGGUCCACACAGGGCAGUGACAAAAGCAGAGGAGGAUGGAGGUGAUUCUUCAACACAAUAUGAACAACUAGAUAACACCUUGAAGUCCACCACCAUUGAUGUGCUAGCUGGUGAGCUGCAGGGGAGGCAGGUGUCUGUGUGGGACCUGCUUUUCUCUGAUUACAUCCCUGAGGAGAAAAGGCAGGAGCUGCUGGAGCUGUACCAUGACAGGCUGUUAACUCUGGAGCAGAUGAUAACUGUUGUCACCACUGUCAUCAAGAAAAAGGAAUCUACAGGCAGGAAAUUCCAUGUUGCAGCCAAGGCUUCCAACAAGGACACAGCAACAGCAGCAGAAGAGAAGGAUGGUGACUCCACCAAAGAACCAUCGGAAACAGCCUUGAAAACCACAGUCGUUGACUUGGGUGUUGGCCAGUACCGAGGCCACAAGGUCUCAGUGUGGGACUUGCUGCACUCCAAGUACAUCCCCGAGGAGAACAGGAAGGAGCUCCUGGAGCUGUACCAGGCUGGAGAGUUAACCCUUGACCAGGUGAAGAUGGUGGUGAGCACCAUAGUGUCAAAGGCAGAAGCAGCGAGGGUGAAGGAGAACAGUCCCAGGGCAGAGUCAACAGGAGCUGAACACACUGAGCUGCAGGAGGACGGGGCCUGGGAAGAGACCCUGAGGACCACCACAGUCGAGGUGUCAGCAGGUGAUUUCGAGGGGGGACAGGUCUCGGUGUGGGACCUGCUCUUCUCUGAUUAUAUCCCUGAGGAGAAAAGACAGGAGCUGCUGGAGCUGUACCGCGACAGGACACUGCCCUUGGAGCAGUUAAUAGCUGUUGUCACCACACUCAUCAAGAAAAAGGCAUCUACAGGCAGGAAAUUCAAUGUCACAGCCAAGGCUUCCAACAAGGACACAGUGACAGCAGCAGAAGAGAAGGAUGGUGACUCCACCAAAGAAGAACCAUCGGAAACAGCCUUGAAAACCACAGUCGUUGACUUGGGUGUUGGCCAGUACCGAGGCCACAAGGUCUCAGUGUGGGACUUGCUGCACUCCAAGUAUAUCCCUGAGGAGAACAGGAAGGAGCUCCUGGAGCUGUACCAGGCUGGAGAGUUAACCCUUGAUCAGGUGAAAACCGUGGUGAGCACCAUAGUGUCAAAGGCAGAAGCAGCGAGGGUGAAGGAGAACAGUCCUAGGGCAGAGUCAGCAGGAGCUGAACACACUGAGCUGCAGGAGGACAGGGCCUGGGAAGAGACCCUGAGGACCACCACAGUCGAGGUGUCAGUGGGUGACUUUGAGCAGGGACAGGUCUCUGUGUGGGACCUGCUCUUCUCCAACAGCAUCCCUGAGGAGAAAAGACAGGAGCUGCUGGAGCUGUACCGCGGCAGGACACUGCCCUUGGAGCAGUUAAUAGCUGUUGUCACCACACUCAUCAAGAAAAAGGAAUCUACAGGCAGGAAAUUCCAUGUUGCAGCCAAGGCUUCCAACAAGGACACGGUGACAGCAGCAGGAGAGGAGGAUGGUGACUCCACCAAAGAAGAACCAUCGGAAACAGCCUUGAAAACCACAGUCGUUGACUUGGGUGUUGGCCAGUACCGAGGCCACAAGGUCUCAGUGUGGGACUUGCUGCACUCCAAGUACAUCCCCGAGGAGAACAGGAAGGAGCUCCUGGAGCUGUACCAGGCAGGAGAGUUAACCCUUGAUCAGGUGAAGACCGUGGUGAGCACCAUAGUGUCAAAGGCAGAAGCAGCGAGGGUGAAAGAGAACAGUCCCAGGGCAGAGUCAACGGUUGUAGGAGCUGAACACACUGAGCUGCUGGAGCUGUACCGUGCUGGGACAGUCACCAUGCAGGACCUGUUGAGCGCUGCCGGCAGCAUGGAGACAGGCAGCAAGGAAGGUCAUCUCCUAACCCUUCCCCAGCAGACAGUGGAGCUCCUGCAGUCUGAGGGCUCCUACAUCACCUAUGGGCCGCUCCAGGAGCAGAGGGUUUCCGUGUGGGACCUCCUCUCCUCCAAGCAAGUCUCCGAGUACAAGCGAGAGGCACAUCUUGACAGUUACGGUACAGGCGGACUGACGGUGAACAAGAUCACCAUCACCACGACUGUCACCACAGGCCCUCAGCUCCAGGAGAGACACUGCCAGGACCACUGACACAGCCCCAGAGGAGGCACAGGCUUCAGCCCCAAGGCUUCCUCCCAUAUAACUCAGUGAUGGGCAUGAAGAGGUGACAGGUCUGUGUGUGGACGGGGCUGACACCCAGUUAAACUUGCUGGUGUCCCAAC